ACAGCAUCAAUCACCGCGAUAACCCGAGAAACUGCUGCAAUUGAGCCACGUUAAGCGUAAAAACGCCGGCAAUCAAAGUGAAUUCCAUUGGCUGACGUGCAAUAUAUAAAAAAGACAAUACAGUGCAACUGAGGCGGAAAGUGAAUGCAAAGUGAAUGAAAUAAAUUCGAACUGCGGCUGGGAAGUGAGUGGAACCGCGACGGCAGCCGAGAAUCAUGAGCGAGAAACGAAUCGCACACAAAACUGUCAUCAAAUGACAAAUGCUUGACGGCAUCAAUCAAGAAAAGCGACGACAGCGACGAUGGCAGCGCGUUGCCGGUGGAGCUGGCGCCUGGCUUUCAGUUUUCUGGUGCUGCUGCUGCUCCGACUGCUCCUGCUGCCAUCAGCGAUGGGCCACGAUGACGAAACCAAAGAAAGUCCCGCUCCAGGCAGGCAAACUCUAGGGAAGCAACCGCCACUUGUCCACCUGCAACACCAACAAAACAGCGACCAAUCCAGCCAACUUACUGUGAAUAGAACCUCCACUUCGACAUCGACAUCCACCACUGCCACGCCCCCGGGCAUCCGGGAGAACGUCAUGCUGCCCUCGGCCGACCCCGAGCGGGAGGCCCAGAUCAUGUACGAGAAGUCCAUGCAGGAGUACCACGGCAGCCAGGUGUCCACCGCCUCCUCCUCCUCCGCAUCCGACGUCAUCGGCGGCAAGAGAUCGCUGCACACGGUCUGCGAGCGCUGGCUGCAGAAGCACUGCCACUGCACCGGCAGCCUGGAGGUCCUGCGGCUCAGCUGCCGCGGCAUCGGCAUCCUGGCGGUGCCCGUCAACCUGCCCAGCGAGGUGGUCGUCCUAGAUUUGGGAAACAACAACUUGACCAAGUUGGAGGCGAACUCAUUUUUUAUGGUGCCCAGUCUGGAGGAGCUAACCUUGUCCGACAAUAGCAUCAUUAAUAUGGAUCCCAAUGCAUUCUAUGGCCUGGGCAAAUUGAAGCGAUUGAGCCUGCAGAACUGCGGCCUCAAGUCCUUGCCGCCGCAGUCGUUCCAAGGACUUUCUCAGCUGACCAGCCUACAGCUGAAUGGCAACGCCCUGGUCAGCCUGGAUGGGGAUUGUCUGGGCCACCUGCAGAAACUGCGCACCUUGCGAUUGGAGGGCAAUCUGUUCUAUCGCAUUCCCACGAACGCGCUGGCCGGACUCAGAACGCUCGAAGCACUUAAUUUGGGCAGCAAUUUGUUGACAAUAAUAAACGACGAGGACUUUCCGCGAAUGCCAAACUUGAUCGUGCUUUUGCUGAAGCGAAAUCAAAUCAUGAAAAUCUCCGCGGGAGCUCUAAAAAAUUUAACCGCCUUAAAAGUUUUAGAGCUGGACGAUAAUUUAAUAAGCAGUCUGCCCGAGGGACUCAACAAACUGUCGCAACUGCAGGAGCUCUCCAUCACCAGCAAUCGACUACGCUGGAUAAACGACACGGAACUGCCGAGGAGCAUGCAAAUGCUGGACAUGAGGGCCAAUCCCCUGUCGACCAUUUCGGCAGGGGCCUUUCGGGGGAUGACCAAGUUGCGGAAGCUUAUUCUAUCGGAUGUGCGAACCCUGCGCUCCUUUCCCGAACUCGAGGCCUGUCACGCCCUGGAGAUACUGAAACUGGAUCGUGCCGGCAUUCAGGAGGUGCCAACGAAUCUGUGCCGUCAAACGCCAAGACUGAAGAGUUUAGAACUAAAAACCAAUUCCCUUAAACGCAUCCCAAAUUUAAGUAGCUGCAGAGACUUAAGGCUGUUAGAUCUAUCGAGCAAUCAAAUUGAAACGGUUCAGGGGAAGCCCUUCAACGGACUCAAGCAGUUGCACGAUCUGUUGCUCUCCUAUAAUCGAAUCAAGGCUCUGCCCCAAGAUGCCUUUCAGGGCAUUCCCAAGCUCCAGCUGCUUGACCUGGAGGGCAACGAGAUCUCGCACAUACACAAGGAGGCCUUCUCCGGUUUCACAGCCCUCGAGGAUCUCAAUUUGGGCAACAACAUUUUCCCCGAGCUGCCCGAAUCGGGACUGCGUGCCCUGCUCCACCUGAAGACCUUCAACAAUCCGAAGCUCAGGGAGUUUCCACCACCUGACACCUUUCCACGGAUCCAAACUCUUAUUCUGUCUUAUGCCUACCAUUGCUGCGCCUUUCUCCCCUUGGUGGCCAUGUCUGCCCAGAAGAAAACCUCCCAGGUCCAGGAGGCCGUGCUCUUUCCCUCCGAUGCGGAGUUCGAUAUGACCCUAUGGAACAACAGCAUGAUGAACAUCUGGCCACAAAUGCACAAUCUGAGCAAGCAGCUGGGUGCCGCCAUGCACGAUCCCUGGGACUCGGCGGCCAACUUCAACGAGGAGCAGCUGCAAUCGCAGACGGGGGGACAAAUCGCCACCAGCUACAUGGAGGAGUACUUCGAGGAGCACGACGUGAGUGGUCCUGCCACGGGAUAUGGCUUCGGGACGGGACUCUUCUCCGGCAUGACCGCCGAGGACUUUCAGCCGGGAUCGGUGCAGUGCCUGCCGAUGCCAGGACCCUUCCUCCCCUGCGCCGACCUCUUCGACUGGUGGACCCUGCGCUGCGGCGUGUGGGUGGUCUUCCUGCUCUCCCUCCUGGGCAACGGCACCGUGGUCUUUGUGCUCCUCUGCUCGCGCUCCAAGAUGGAUGUGCCUCGAUUUCUGGUCUGCAACCUGGCGGCUGCGGACUUCUUCAUGGGCAUCUACCUGGGCAUCCUGGCCAUUGUGGAUGCGGCCACCUUGGGCGAGUUCCGCAUGUUUGCCAUUCCGUGGCAGAUGUCGCUGCUCUGCCAGUUGUCCGGAUUUCUCGCCGUUCUCAGCUCCGAGCUGUCGGUCUACACGUUGGCGGUGAUCACCUUGGAGCGGAACUAUGCCAUCACCCAUGCCAUCCACCUGAACAAGAGGCUUUCCCUGAAGCAGGCGGGAUAUAUAAUGAGUGUGGGCUGGGUAUUCGCCCUGCUGAUGGCCUUGAUGCCCCUGCUGGGAGUCUCGGACUACAGGAAGUUCGCCGUGUGCCUGCCCUUUGAGACCACCACCGGACCGGCCAGCCUGACCUAUGUGAUCUCACUGAUGUUCAUCAACGGAUGCGCCUUCCUCACCCUGAUGGGCUGCUACCUGAAGAUGUACUGGGCCAUCAGGGGCAGUCAGGCGUGGAAUACCAACGAUUCGCGCAUUGCCAAGCGGAUGGCCCUGUUGGUCUUCACGGACUUCCUCUGCUGGUCACCCAUCGCCUUCUUCUCCAUCACGGCCAUCUUUGGACUGCAGCUGAUAUCCCUGGAACAGGCCAAGAUCUUCACGGUUUUUGUGCUGCCCCUGAAUAGUUGUUGCAAUCCCUUUCUCUACGCCAUAAUGACCAAACAGUUCAAGAAGGACUGUGUUACGCUGUGCAAACACUUCGAGGAAUCCCGAGUUGUGGGAGGCGGUGGUCAGGGUGGGCGGGGUGGAGCAGUGGCGCGCACUAAGAGGGGUGAGCUGCCACCACCCCUGCUGCCCGCUGCAGCGGUUGCCCACCCGCCGGGCUGCCGAUGCCUGAGGAUGCUGCCCAGCGAAAUGCCCAACUGGCACAAGAUGGAGCAAACCCCCAGCUUGUGGCACCGCCUUAGGACCUUCUGCUGCGGGGAGAGCAGGAGACGCCGCAAGCAGCGACGGCAGCCGCAGCAGCGUCGCCAGAGGGCCUAUACCGCCGCCGCCGCCAAUCCGUACCAGUACCAGUUCGCCGAACUGCGACAGCAACGCCAGAAUCGAGCCAGCUCCAUUUCCAGCGAGAACUUCUGCAGCUCGCGAUCCUCCAGCUGGCGACAUGGUCCGCCCUCGUCCGCCCCCCUGCCGCCCGGGAACUGCAGCAUGCCGCUGAAGAUGCUGGAGCCACAUGGCCACCCCCAUGGCCAUGGUAGGAGGCGCCACUCCGCCUGGCUGAUCACCCGCAAGACGUCGCAGGACUCCAACUUGUCCAGCUCGCGGAAUGACUCCUCCGCCUCGGCCACCACCGCCAGCACCUCCACCUUCCGGCUGUCGCGAUCGAGUGCCGGCAGUAGCACGCCCCUGCCCUCGAUCAUAGCCCACAACGGCAAGGCCCAGUUGGAUGCAGUAAAGCCGAGACUAGUCCGCCAGGAAGCGGUCCAGGAGGAAGAGGACUCGUCACCACCUCGCCUGGGAGUGCGUUUUCUGCCCACCAUACCCUCGGCUGCCGACAGUUCGGUCAUCAUGGAAGACGGCGACUCGGCCAACACGGGAGUGGCCGGUUUUCUGGGCAUGCCCCUGCCCGGAGCGUCCAGUGGCUUCCUCAUUGCACCCUCCACCGCCAACACCUCUCCACCACCGGUGGUGCUGCAGCCGGCGAAGCCACCACCCGAUCCCAACGACGCACCACCAUGAUGGUGGGACCGGCGCUGGCGGGGAAUGGGAUUGGGAUUGGGUAGAGCCAACCGGGAGACCUUUCUGUAGGAGUCAAGGGAACAGGACGAAAGCUGACUGUGUUCAUAGAUUGUAUACGGGGCGGGGCGGGGAUGAGGGGAUGAGGGCUGGACGAGGGAUUUGGCACUUAGGCUAGUAAAGACGCAAAAUAAACAAAACCCGCUUUAGGCAUCUAAAAUUAUAUAUACUUGUAGCCUUAAGUAGCCAAUUUGUUAAGUUAGAUCACGCCGAAGAUCAAUAUCCACUUGAAUCAUUUGGAAGCCAACACAUGACCCAAAGGAUAGCAACGUUGAAAAGAUCAGUCACAAGUUCAGUUUCUUAAAUUGUUGUUGAAUUAAAAAGUCGUUAAAAUUUCCCAACCUUCACAAUAUAUCUAUUAAUUGGACAUCAUAUUCAGUUGAGUGGUUUGCUCUUUAUUUAUAAAAAUAUAAUAUAAAAUUCCCCUUGAAGCGUUUAUAAUUAUUUAAAAGAAUUAUACGAAUUAAUUAAAUAAAAUUCUUAGUUAACCGAAACAAGUAACUUAACAACAACUUGAGAAACUGGCCCACAUGGACAAAGAGUAUUAUGUAUUUCAUAAUUUAUUACGGUAGAUUACGUUCUUAAUUUUUAACCAUAAAUGUUUAGCAUAAAGUUAUAGCUCUAUAGAUAUAUUUAUAUAUGUGUGUAUUAUUUUCGACGAUGCCAAGCAUCCUUCGGUGUAGAACUUAAUCGAACGAAACGAUUGUAAACGAAACCAAGCCAUAAACAUUCAAAUUAAACUAUUUCCACAUACAA
Drosophila suzukii is the source of this 5188-nucleotide messenger RNA. It is a transcript of the gene rk, whose product is annotated as G-protein coupled receptor rickets. Gene Ontology annotation, cellular component: plasma membrane. NCBI's taxonomy places the organism in Eukaryota, Metazoa, Arthropoda, Insecta, Diptera, Drosophilidae. Gene Ontology annotation, molecular function: G protein-coupled peptide receptor activity; protein binding; protein-hormone receptor activity. Gene Ontology annotation, biological process: activation of adenylate cyclase activity; hormone-mediated signaling pathway; adenylate cyclase-activating G protein-coupled receptor signaling pathway. The record is from RefSeq and is a predicted model, not a curated record.